This is a messenger RNA of Aedes albopictus (Asian tiger mosquito), 339 nucleotides long. Its product is annotated as histone H4. The record is from RefSeq and is a predicted model, not a curated record. The transcript has a single exon. Gene Ontology annotation, biological process: nucleosome assembly. Gene Ontology annotation, molecular function: protein heterodimerization activity; structural constituent of chromatin; DNA binding. Lineage: Eukaryota; Metazoa; Arthropoda; Insecta; Diptera; Culicidae. Gene Ontology annotation, cellular component: nucleosome. Bases 12 to 323 code for a protein of 103 amino acids.
CUAAUCGCAAAAUGACCGGCCGUGGCAAGGGCGGCAAAGGACUCGGAAAGGGAGGCGCCAAACGUCACCGCAAGGUGUUGCGUGAUAACAUCCAGGGCAUCACCAAGCCCGCCAUCCGUCGUCUGGCUCGUCGCGGCGGAGUCAAGCGCAUCUCCGGGCUUAUCUACGAAGAGACCCGCGGUGUGCUGAAGGUCUUCCUGGAAAACGUUAUCCGUGAUGCCGUCACGUACACCGAGCACGCCAAGCGCAAAACCGUCACCGCCAUGGACGUUGUGUACGCUCUGAAGCGCCAGGGACGCACCCUGUACGGUUUCGGAGGGUAAACGUGUCUCUCUGCGG